Molecule: messenger RNA, 1290 nt
Organism: Schizophyllum commune H4-8
Lineage: Eukaryota; Fungi; Basidiomycota; Agaricomycetes; Agaricales; Schizophyllaceae
Product: glycoside hydrolase family 16 protein
Exons: 6
Coding region: 60-1076 (338 amino acids)
Biological process (GO): glucan catabolic process
Source: RefSeq, a predicted model, not a curated record
UGCUCUCUUCAUUCGCAUCUGCUCUAUCCUGCGCUCCACCCCUCCAUUCCUUCCUUGAAAUGUCGUCCAUGCGCUCCCUUACCUUUUUAGCCCUUUGUGCGCUCGCGAAGAGCGCGUAUGGCGCACCUUCGAACGUCAGCAGCACAGACCGCGCCACUUACAGCGUCUACAAGAAUUUAUCCGGCCAGGCAUUCCUCGACUUCUUCCAUUACGAAGUACACCCUGCCGACAACCAAGGUGUUGCCAACUACGUCGACGGCCCCUCGAACGGCCUCACGUACGUCGACGGCAACGGCAAGGUUGUCGUAGCCGUCGAGACGACCAACAAUGUGAACGGUCUGCGCAAGGCCGUGCGCAUGGUCUCCAACGAGACCUUCAACCCAUCUCAGAACCUGCUCUUCAUCUUCGACGUGCAGCAGAUGCCCGCCGCGUGCGGCACGUGGCCCGCGCUGUGGUUCACAGGCUCCAACUGGCCGUACGACGGGGAGAUGGACGUGAUCGAGGGCGUGAACAAGUACGUGCAGAACGUGAUGAGCGUGCACACGGGCCCGGGGUGCUACUGGCCGGACUACACGAUGGGCGCGCUCACGGACCUGACGGCGAACGAGCCGCAGGUGCACAGCUGCGACGCGACAGCGGACUACCAGUCGUGCGGGGGCACGCAGAAGAGCAAGACGAGCUUCGGGGAGGCGUUCAACAAUGCGGGCGGCGGGGUGUUCACGCUGGAGUUCUUGCAGACGGGGAUUGUGAUGCACUUUUGGAAUCGGAACGAGAUUCCGCAGGACAUCACUAACGGCAACCCGACGCCUUACACCUGGGGCAAAGAGACUUACUGGAUCCCCCAAGACCAGUGCAACAUUAGCGACCACUUCAAGAACCAGAUGCUCGUCAUAAACACCAACCUUGGUGGCUUCUUCCCAGAAGGCGUCUGGAACACAGACUACGCGGGCGGGCAGACCCAAUCCUGCAAGAAGCAGACCGGCGCGAACACGGCUAAGGACUACGUACUAAACAACGGUUGGGCCUUUGCGGAUGCUGGCAAAUGGGUCUUCAACAGCAUCAAGAUCUAUCACUAGGCUCAUCUGCUUUGAGGUUAUCGCGCGAUGAUUGUGCUUAUACCCAUUGCGCUGGAGUACGUCGUUCGUUUGGAGGUGCUUCUGGCUAUACCCUUCCUUUGUAUCAUUUAUCGGGGUCUUAGGCUAACGGGUGAUAUCUAUAGUGUCGGGCUACGUACUCAAUAGAGUGAUUGCUGCAAGCUACGCGCUAGAUCGAGUGACAGAGGUUACUAAG